Tuber melanosporum (Perigord truffle) is the source of this 2031-nucleotide messenger RNA. RefSeq lists its product as uncharacterized. The transcript is spliced from 3 exons. Gene Ontology annotation, cellular component: catalytic step 2 spliceosome; intracellular anatomical structure. Gene Ontology annotation, molecular function: RNA binding; ATP binding. Gene Ontology annotation, biological process: spliceosomal complex disassembly. Lineage: Eukaryota; Fungi; Ascomycota; Pezizomycetes; Pezizales; Tuberaceae. The record is from RefSeq and is a predicted model, not a curated record. Bases 1 to 2031 code for a protein of 676 amino acids.
AUGAGCAAAAACAUGUCGUUUGGAAAGAUCACAAACAAGACCAUCAAGGAGCAACGAGAGUCCCUCCCGGUAUUCAAACUACGAAGUUCGUUGAUCAAGGCUGUGCAGGGCAACCAACUACUGAUUGUGGUUGGUGAUACUGGUUCCGGGAAGACUACUCAGAUGACACAGUUCCUCGCGGAGGCAGGGUUCGCAGAUAAUGGGAUGAUCGGGUGCACCCAGCCUAGACGUGUUGCUGCCAUGUCCGUUGCAAAGCGUGUGGCUGAGGAGGUGGGAUGUAGAGUUGGUCAGGAGGUUGGGUACACCAUUCGUUUUGAGGAUUGCACCGGUCCGGAGACGAAGAUCAAGUACAUGACGGACGGUAUGCUUCAGCGCGAAGUAUUACUCGAUCCAGAUCUCAGGCGAUAUUCGGUCAUCAUCCUUGACGAGGCACACGAGAGGACAAUUGCUACGGAUGUUCUUUUUGGUCUCUUGAAGAAGACGCUCAAGAGAAGGGCGGAUCUCAAGUUGAUUGUCACAUCGGCUACGUUGGAUGCGGAAAAGUUUUCAAACUACUUUAACCAGUGUCCCAUCUUCACCAUUCCCGGCCGAACGUAUCCAGUAGAGAUUCUUUAUACCAAGGAGCCAGAAAGCGAUUAUCUUGAUGCAGCCCUGAUCACUGUUAUGCAAAUCCACUUGAGCGAGCCACCGGGAGACAUCCUGCUCUUCUUGACAGGUCAGGAGGAAAUCGACACGAGUUGCGAGAUUCUCUACGAACGUAUGAAAGCUCUAGGGCCUAGCGUCCCGGAGCUGAUUAUCCUCCCCGUCUACUCUGCCCUCCCUAGUGAGAUGCAAAGCAAGAUUUUCGAGCCUGCCCCACCGGGAUGUCGGAAAGUGGUUAUCGCAACAAACAUUGCCGAAACCUCCAUCACCAUUGACCAAAUCUACUACGUCAUCGACCCCGGCUUCGUCAAGCAAAACGCCUUUGACCCAAAACUAGGAAUGGAUUCUCUGGUCGUCACACCAAUCUCACAAGCCCAGGCAAAACAAAGGGCCGGUCGUGCCGGUCGAACGGGGCCCGGAAAAUGUUACCGUCUAUACACCGAAGCUGCGUUCCAAUCUGAAAUGCUCCCGACCUCUAUCCCUGAAAUCCAACGUCAAAACUUGAGCCAUACAAUUCUGAUGUUGAAAGCAAUGGGAAUCAACGAUCUCUUACACUUUGACUUCAUGGAUCCGCCACCCACAAACACUAUGUUGACAGCUCUCGAAGAGCUCUACGCCUUAUCGGCACUAGACGACGAAGGCUUACUAACCCGCCUCGGCCGCAAAAUGGCAGACUUCCCCAUGGAACCUGCGUUAGCCAAAGUCCUGAUAGCAAGCGUGGACAUUGGCUGCUCUGACGAAAUUCUCAGCAUCGUAGCCAUGCUCUCUGUGCAAACAGUCUUCUACCGCCCAAAGGAGAAGCAAAACCAAGCCGACCAGAAGAAGGCCAAAUUCCACGACCCACACGGCGACCACCUGACCUUACUGAACGUUUAUAACGCAUGGAAAAAUUCGGCCUUUUCGAAUCCCUGGUGCUUCGACAACUUUAUCCAGGCGCGGAGCAUGAAGCGUGCGAAGGACGUGCGCGCGCAGCUGGAAAUGAUUAUGAGUCGGUAUAAUCACAGAGUCGUCUCGUGUGGUCGGGACACGAUGAGGGUUAGGCAGGCAUUGUGUUCUGGCUUCUUUAGGAACUCUGCAAGGAAGGAUCCACAGGAGGGGUACAAGACGCUGAUCGAGGGCACACCGGUGUACAUGCAUCCCUCCAGCGCGCUUUUUGGCAAACCGGCCGAGCACUAUAUGCAUUGCACCACCGCCAUCGAGCCCAAGUGGCUUGUCGAUUGCGCCCCCAGCUUCUUCAAAGUCGGCGGCGGCAAAGGCGAACUCAGCAAGCGGAGGAGGAAUGAGCGGAUCCAACCGCUGUUCAAUAGGUUCGGUGACGGUGACGACAGUUGGCGGUUAUCGGCGCAGAAGAGGCAGGGGAGGGGUGGUGGGGGUGGUACUUGGGGUUAA